ACAGUCAGUCCCUGACAGCAAUAACAACACAGAGGCGCCCCCUGCGGGAUUCCGACAUUACUGCAAACAGUUCCACUCAACCGGAACCGACACCGAACUGCCUCGCAGCGGGAAGCGGAUCGGAACCACGUGUGUCUGUCCUGGAGUCCGUCAGAACCUGAACUGAACUGGUCGCUUUGUUGCAGUUUUCCUGCAGAAACGGUCGAAUCAGAUCUCUGUGGAGGAUGAUCUGCUCUCCUCUGGCUCCACCAUCAGGAUGGAAUUUAUCUGAAAAAACAUCCAGUAAAAACAACAGCCUGCAGCCUCCACAGUGCUGGUGCAGAACUAACAUUUGGACCAGAAUCAGGCUUCAGCCAGUGUCAUCUAUCAGAGACCACGGUCGGUUGUCACAGUUUAACUCAUCCAUGCUUUGCUCGCAUUAAGAAAAAUCAGCAGUAAUUCCUGCAUGAAAUAAUAAUUAAUAAUUGUCAAACCUCUCAUUGGGACAAUUCCACAGUUCUCAAAAUGUAAGCCGCUUUAUUUUUCUACGUUUUAAGGAAGAAUCUUCAUCAUCACAAAGCUCCACUUAUCUGAGAAAUAAAUUAGAAACAUAAUUAUUUGUUAAUAUAUAUUAUAUAUAUAUAUAUCAAUCCAUCAUUUUAUAUACACAAUGCUGUGUAUAUGCUGUUUCACGAGCUGUAGAACCAUUAACUAACACUUUUUGUUUCUUGGAUUCAAGUCUGUCCCUCAUCUUGGUUUAAAUAAAGUUUUUUUUUGAAUGGGUCAGCUGCUUCGUUGGAAUUCAAAACAAAUAUGGCGGCGGGAGUUGGGUGAGCGGGCUUGUUUGUGCAGUUUGAAUGCGGUCGCUGGCGCUGCCGGCUCAUCCAGGUGUGGAUAUGGAUCCUCCGGUCUUUCCAGAAGUGGUUCCGGAGAGGACCGUGAAGGUUCUGGGCUCGGAGCUGGUGGAAAACUACACGGUGUACAUCAUCGAGGUGAUGGUCGGCCAGUACAGAUGGACUGUGAAGCACCGGUACAGCGACUUCCACGAGCUUCACGAGAAGCUCACGGCAGAGAAGAAGGUCGACCGGGGGCUGCUGCCUCCAAAGAAGAUUUUGGGGAAAAACUCCAAGAGCCUGGUGGAGCGCCGGCAGAAGGAGCUCGAGCUCUACCUGCACACGCUGCUGCAGCAGUUUCCUGAGGCCACGCCCACUCCGCUCGCCUUCUUCCUGCUCUUCCACCUCUAUGAGAUCAACGGUAUCACCACCGCUCUGGCCGAGGAGCUGUUCCACAGAGGUGAGCAGCUGCUGCAGGCGGGUCAAGUCUUCUGUCUCCGCCCCCUGCAGCUUUACUCCGUCUCCCAGCAGCUUCGGCUCGCCAAACCAACCUGCUUCAGCGGAGAUGCCAAGAGUGACUUGGGACACAUCCUGGACUUCACAUGCAGACUGCGGUAUCUGAAGAUUUCUGGCAGCAGAGGCUCGGUCGGGACCAGUAACAUCCAGGAGACCAGUCUGCCCUUUGACCUGUCUGUUUUCAAGUCCCUGCUGCAGAUCGAGAUCAGCGACUGCAGCUCCCAGCAGAUUGGAGGUCUUCCAGCUCUGAGGUCGUCCCUGGCGACCAUGACUGUCCGGCGGACCACCGACCUCAUGACGUCCAUCCUGCUUCCUGAAGCCAGCGAGUUUUCCCAGUGGGAGCCUGAGGGGGCGGAGUCUGCAUGUCCCGUCACGGCUGUCAUUCCGGUGUGGAAGAAUCUGACCACUUUGGACAUGAGCCACAACUGCAUCAGCACCAUCGACAGCUCUGUGAGAAUCGUCCCCAAAGUGGAGUUCUUGGAUCUGAGCUAUAACAAGCUGACCUCAGUGGAGAACCUUCAGCAUCUGUAUAACCUGGUCCAUGUGGACCUGUCCUUCAACAACAUCCGAGUGCUGGAAGCCGCUCACACCCGACUGGGGAACAUCAAAACGCUGAGCCUGGCCGGGAACCAGCUGGAGAGUCUGAGCGGCCUUUCAAAGCUCUACUCACUGGUCGAUCUGGACCUCAGCCAUAACCAGCUGGCCCAGUUGGAGGAGAUCCGAAACAUCAGCUCCCUGCCGUGCCUGGAGAAGCUCAACCUGUCCAGUAACCCCAUCUGCAUCGACCCGGACUACAGAACCAAAGUUCUGGCCCAGUUUGGAGACCGUGCAGCCGAGGUCUGUCUGGACUGUAGACCAACGGUGGAGCGGGAACUGGACACCGUGGAGGUUCUAAAAGCCCUCCAGAAAGCCAAAGAGGUCAAAGAUCGCAUGAGCAGCUCAGACAAGAAGCCCAGUGAGGAGACCAAGCUGUCUGCUGCUCCGCCUCCUGCCUCCUCCUCUGCCCUCCCCUCUGCUGCUCCGCCUCCUGCCUCCUCCUCUGCCCUCCCCUCUGCUGCUGACUCCUCCUCUUCCCAUCAGACCCAGGAGGACAGCCCCUCCAGUCAAGGUAACCAAGUGAUGAUCCCAGCAGAAGCUGCAGUGGCUGCGCAGCCAGCAGGCCUUCAAACCAGCGAACCGCUCCCGUCUGCAGACACAGCGCAGGAGCAGAAAGUCACUCCGUCUGAACCACCAUCGGCCUCUGCUCCAGCAGCUGCUGACCGCUCAGUUUGUGACCCGUUAUCCUCCAGUCCGGUCCAGAGUCCUUGUUCCCUGUGCAGCUCCGCCCUCUGUCCUCUGCUGCCCUCUCACCUGUUCUCUCUGUCAUCCAACCAAGACUUCAUCACCCAGCUCUCCCAGCACCUCCGCUCUGCACUCCGGGAGCAGGAGACCACGGAGGAGGAGCUGGAGAGGAGCUCCGACUCUAGUAGUGGCCAAGUUCGUCUGGAGAAAGCUGAUUUCGGCAGCUCCAGUCUGGGGUCCAGAGACGGAUACUUUGAGAUGGGACUGGAUGAUUCAGUGGAAGAGCCGCUAAGCUCCUCCCCCUCGGCGCUCCCUGCUCCUGCGGUUGAGGAGCCCAGCGGCCUCCAGGAGCAGGAGAGGGAGGAGGUCCAAGUCCUCAGGGUUCUGUGGUGCUGCUGUGUUCGAGUGGAGGAAGAGCAGAGGCAGAGCGCGGCGUGUCUGGUGCUGACCAGCCAGUACCUGAGCCUGCUGUUCCUGUCACAUGACGUCGUCUGGACCAAUCAGGACUCAGACCAGCAGCAGAGUCUGUCUGUGGAGAAGCUGCUGUCGUCCCUUCAGAUGGACUUCCUGCUGCCGUUCUCCCAGCUGCUGCUGUCCUUCAGCACCGCGCUCUCCCAUUCCUGCUUCUCUCUCGGGCUCCACGCCGGUCCGACCCGCUGGUACAUCUUCUCUGAGGCCGAGGAGGUCCAGCAGACCAGAGCCCAGUUGAGCGUCCUGCUCCAGGCAGUCGAGUCUCCGAGCAAACCGAGGAACAGCCCCCUCCCCAAGCCCCUCCCACAGCUCCUCCCACAGCUCCUCCCACAGCUCCUGCCCCCAUCCUGGGAGCAGGAGGAGCGUCUGGGAGCUCAGGGAGGAUAUCCUGUGCACCUCCUUCUCUCCUCGUCAUCAUCAUCUCCCUCAGAGGACCCCGGCCCCCCCUCGCUCCUCUUCCUCACAGACGAACAGCUCUGGGUGAUGAAGGUGGACUUUGCAGAUCUGGCUCAAAGGGAAAGCAGCGAGUCGGACCUUCAUCAGUCCUCCUCAUCCUGGUGCAGACUGGCUGGCGUUCCACUGGGCUCGGUCGCGCUGCACCCCAGACAGAGAGACGCUGGGUCAGGGGGUCCAACCCAAAGGUGCCCCCAUCCACAGCACGUCCACAGGACUGGUCACUGUGUGGAGCUGCUGCUCCAGGGUCAGAGGCAGCUGCUCCUCUUCCCCCUGACCCAGGACAGGAGCUCCUUCCUGGAGGCUCUGGAGCACAGAAAAGCCUCUCUGGGGGGGCUGCAGACGUUGGCUUUGCCCCCUCUGCAGCCCGGCAGGUGCUGCUCACAGCCAGGCUGUCGCAGGUCCUCCAACCAGAGCUGCUCCACGAGCGACGCCGCUCAAACACUCAGCAGCUGUGACUCCGCCCACCUUCUUGUGGAGGAAAACCCGCCGCCCCCCCACCUCAUGGCCGGUCUCUGUCCAGCACUGAAGCUCCUGGCUGGACUUGGAGGUCAACAGCUGCUGAGCUUCUUCUGCAGAUACAUCGCUCUGUCUGAGGCUGAGGAGCUGAGGCAGGUCAUGUGGCUCUCCGUGCUUCUCUACCAAUCCCCCCAAGUGGAGCUGCCCUGCUGCCUGCUGCUCUCCACCGACGCCAUCUACUUCCUGCUGGCGGAGUCCGCCGGCCCGCCGGACCGCUGCUCAGAGUUAGAUGCUUCCGCCUCAGGAGAGCCGGACGCCCGUCUGUGCCGCCGUCUGUCCGUCAGACUGUCGGAGCUGCUGGCGGUCAACGUGGGUCUGUUCGACCAGUUCUUCAGGGUUGUGGGACACUCGGCCAAUCAGAUUGUGAGCUGUCUGAGCAGGGACAGCUACGGGACGGGCGUCUUCCUGCAGGAGCUGAUGUCCGUUCUCAGUCUGCAGCAGCAGCCCCCCCCCACCGAGCCGGCAGAGCAGGAUUUCUACUCGCAGUUCACUGACACAGGCACAGGUAAGAUGCACAACUAUGAGCUGAUCCACAGCAGCAGGGUGAAGUUCAUUUAUCCCAGUGAGGAAGAGAUGGGAGACUUGACUUUCAUUGUGGCGGAGAGGAAGACUCCGGCCAGCGCCGCUGCUUCCUCCUCAGAGUCCUUCGACAUUCUGCUGUACCUGCUGGUCUUUCAGGUUCAGGUUCCUAGCCAGGAAUCUGCUGGGUCCUCUUCUUCCUCCUUGCAGCCUGGCCCCGGUACCGCUCCGGUACUGCUGCCCAGAACUCUGAUCCUCACCAGCUCAGAUGUGUUCCUGCUGGACGAGGACUACAUCAGCUAUCCUCUGCCUGACUUUGCUAAGGAACCUCCUUCAAGGGAGCGCUACCGGUUCUGUGAGGCGCGAAGGAUCCGGGAUCUGGACCGGGUCUUGCUCGGAUACCAGACGUACCCUCAAGCUCUGACCCUGGUGUUCGACGACCUUCCCGACCUGCUCUGCCGUCUCACCGUGGACCACUUCGCCAUGAGCGGUGAGGAGGCCCCGCCCGGAGUGGGCGUGGCCAACAGGAGCCCAGAGAGCGAGGUGCAGUGGUGCAUCUUCGUCCCCGGGGCCAGCAGCAGAGAGCGGCUCAUCUCCGUCCUGGCUCGCCAGUGGGAGGCGCUGUGCAGCCGGGAGCUUCCAGUGGAGCUCACCGGCUGAUUGGCCGGUUUUUCUGUCAGAUGACCUCCAGGAUUCCACCACCAUGACAGCGGCUGCUCGCUUCGUUUGAAUCAGGGACUUCUCACGUCUGCGUUUCAGCGAAGCGGCGCUGUGCUAGUUUUACAGAUGGUUCUCAAAUGUGAAGUUUCAGAGAAUUUCGGGAAGAUUUCUGGAGCUCGGCUCUUCACGCUCGCAGAGAGGAGCUUCCUGGAAGGACACGGACGAUCCGUCCGGAUCUGCCGGGUCCAACGUGGGCCGUGGUUUUUCUGUGCGUUCAGCGGAGUAACUCCAGGGAUCUACUAUCCUCCACUUUGUUCACUUUAUGCUGAAACCAAAAGUCCUUCUGAUGCUUCAGAGCAGUUUGUGGUCGAUGAAGCGCACAAACCCCGCCGGGCCGCACAAUCUGCUCCUCGGUCAUGUGACUGAACUCUUUCUCCACAUGUUGGUGCAGAACACGUGGAAGUUCUCCAUCAGGGAUCUGAGAGAUUAAACUUCCUUUUUACAUUUCCAUCCCUUCAUAAAGGUUUCUGUCUGCAUCCUUCACCUCUGGGUUCUGUUGACGUGUUAGCAGAAACCCCAAACAGCCAAAAAGCCUCCAUGUGUUACCAUGGUUACAUGGACAGUAACCGGGCGUGUCCUACCUGCUGCUAGUGUCCUGGAUCAGGUGUAACCUGUCAAUCAGCAGGUGGAGGAACUGUGGCUCACGUUGGAACAGCUGACUGGUUCAGAGCGGCACCAACAGGUCAUGACUGGAACUUUGAGAAAGCAAUAAAAUCUCAUCAAAUCUAAGAGAGAAAUGACCAAGUGAUGCUGGGGACCGUUUACAACAAAUGAAGCAGGUCUGAAGCAGGUCUACAGGAGGUCUACAGCAGGUCUACAGCAGGUCUACAGCAGGUCUGAAGCAGGUCUGAAGCAGGUCUACAGCAGGUCUACAGCAGGUCUACAGCAGGUCUGAAGCAGGUCUACAGCAGGUCUGAAGCAGGUCUACAGCAGGUCUACAGCAGGUCUACAGCAGGUCUGAAGCAGGUCUACAGCAGGUCUACAGCAGGUCUACAGCAGGAGUCUGUAACUCUGACAGAAACAUUCAGGUUCUCACUGACAGACAAAAUCUUCCUUCACCUUUUAAAAUAUAAGACACAGAUUUGUGUUUAGGCCAUUGUUACUACUAUGAUGAACAUAAAUAAAUGUUGUUCAUUUAUCAUGAAUAAAACAUAAACAUGAAAGGAAUAUAGCCUUUUUUACUUUGUAGAAGGUUUUUUUUCCCACAUUUUGUCAGUUUGUGAUUCAUCUAAUAUUUUAAAUGCUAAUAUAAACAGCUUUGCCAUCUACUGGGGAUUGUUUGGCUGUUUGGGAAUUUAGCUAUUAUUCCAGCUACAUGCUAGCUGUUUUAGCUAAAUUAGCUUUUUGAAGUUUUAAGCCUAAUUUCAAAUUUAGCUAUUAUUCCAGCUACAUGCUAGCUGUUUUAGCUAUUUUAUCCUGUUUUAAGUUUUUUAGGCUACUUUGGAGUUUAGCUAAUAUUUCAGCUUCAAGCUAGCUGGUUUGGGGUAAAUUGGACAUUUUACCAGUUUUUUAGGCUAAUUUGGCAUUUUUAGCUUGCUAUCAGCUUCAGCGUUUUCAGCCAUCAGCUUCACUGUUUUUGGCUAUUAUUCCCAUAGCGUCAUCGCCGGUAAUGCUAUAUAUCUAGUUACUUUUUAACAUUUAGAAACUUUUUUUUUCUUUAAUGAAACACCCACAAUGGAAGCGUGAAAGAGCCACAUGAGGCUCCGGAGCUCCAAGUUGCAGACGCCUGGUCUGGUCUAAGCUGAGGGUUCUCACAGCUGUAAAAACUCCCAUGAACAUGUAACACCAGUAAGUUUAGAGGACUUCACUUUAAAAUGUUUGUCUUGACCUUUUAUGUGAUCCAGGACAGUCACAUGAAGCACACAUACAGUCCUUUCAUCGCACAGAUCCGUUUGCUUACAGACUCUUCUUAAUGCAGACUUCUGACCCGUUUAGCACUUUGUGUGGACUUCUGUUCUCGUACUGCAUUUCUGUCUAGAAAAGAACUGCAUCCACUGCUGUUGGAUCGAAAUGCUCUUUGAAAUCAGCUGCUGGUCUCUGAUGAAUCCAAAAGUUCUGGUGUUUCCUUUUCUGAGCUGCAGAAACAGACAUUUGUGAAUUCUGCUUGACGUCCCCACAGUUUGUCUGGUGAACAACCAAAAGUUUCCUAAAAUCAGGGGUGGCUUCCUCCUCUGGAAGGACCCGCAUUUCAAACCUCCACCUGCCGUCUCUGCAGGUCACAGUAUCCUCAUCUCAGUUAACCCUUUAACACCUGGGGCGUCACCGGGGACGCUUAGCCUAAAUAUCUUUAACAUACUGUAACUUUUCCACCGUUAACACAGCAAUUAAAGCAGAUUAUGAAGGAGAAAGGCGCCGCUUUAUGUCAGAUGACAUAAACACAGGAGCUAAAGGGUUAAAUAACGAGUUUCUGGAAUAUCUUGUUUUUUUUUUCUCUGAUGUUUUCAUCUGUGUGUCGUCCUGUUGCAACUUUUUAAAGACCCGGACGGACAUCAAUUAACAUUAAUUAACUUUGUCUUUCAGUGUAAACCUUUUUUAAUAUUGUCUGUUGUUAAUAAAAUAUUUGAUAAUGUGA
Oryzias melastigma (Indian medaka) is the source of this 7863-nucleotide messenger RNA. RefSeq names its product nischarin (gene nisch). Gene Ontology annotation, cellular component: cytoplasm. The record is from RefSeq and is a predicted model, not a curated record. Gene Ontology annotation, molecular function: protein kinase binding; phosphatidylinositol binding; integrin binding. The transcript is spliced from 28 exons. The coding region runs from base 837 to 5231 and encodes 1464 amino acids. Lineage: Eukaryota; Metazoa; Chordata; Actinopteri; Beloniformes; Adrianichthyidae.